Penaeus indicus is the source of this 2072-nucleotide messenger RNA. It is a transcript of the gene Ssu72, whose product is annotated as RNA polymerase II subunit A C-terminal domain phosphatase SSU72-like. The record is from RefSeq and is a predicted model, not a curated record. Gene Ontology annotation, cellular component: mRNA cleavage and polyadenylation specificity factor complex; nucleus. Gene Ontology annotation, biological process: termination of RNA polymerase II transcription. Gene Ontology annotation, molecular function: RNA polymerase II CTD heptapeptide repeat phosphatase activity. Lineage: Eukaryota; Metazoa; Arthropoda; Malacostraca; Decapoda; Penaeidae. The coding region runs from base 99 to 677 and encodes 192 amino acids. The transcript has 6 exons.
UUUUGGUUUUGGGUCCCUUGGUCAGAGGCGGCGGAGAGGCGAAGGAUUUUGCAAUAAAUUAAAUCUUUAUGUUAGGUCUGUAAGCUUAAUACGUGAACAUGAAUGACCUUGCGUUUGCAGUGAUUUGUUCUAGCAACAUGAAUCGCAGCAUGGAAGCUCAUGCCUUUCUCAGCAAGAAGGGCUUCAAUGUCAGAUCUUUUGGAACAGGAGACAAAGUGAAGCUUCCUGGACCUGCUCCUGAUAAACCAAACUGUUAUGAAUUUGGUACAUCUUAUGAUGAUAUCUAUAAUGAUCUUAUAAGGAAAGAUAAAGCUCUUUACACACAGAAUGGACUGCUCCACAUGUUAGACAGAAAUCGACGAAUUAAGCCUGAACCAGAGAGAUUUCAGCUGUGUAAAGACAAAUUUGAUAUUAUUAUCACAUGCGAAGAAAGAGUUUAUGACCAAGUAUUAGAGUGCUUGGAAGCAAGGAUUCCUGAGGAGAAUACACCAGUUCAUGUAAUCAACAUUGACAUUCAGGAUAAUCAUGAAGAGGCAACUAUUGGUGCAUUUAUGAUUUGUGAAUUGGCUGCUUUGCUGUCAGGGACAGAAGAUCUGGACAAUGACAUUGAUGAGCUUCUGCAUGAGUUUGAAACAAAAUGUCAGAGGAAUGUCCUUCAUUGUGUACAGUUUUAUUGAUACACGAAAUUGGAAGUAGGGUGCAUAUCCCUGAAAAUGGUCCAUUCCCAAUUAGUGAUUGUAUGUAACGAAUGUUAAUGGAUCGUUGAUAUUGUUUGACUAUGUGUAAAUUGCCUGUGAUGCUGCUGAUACAUCUUUCAGAAUAUUGAGUUGCAGUCUAGACUCACACUUGUUGUAGAUCCCAAGUAAAGUCUUUUGAGUCAACAGUCUGCGUGUGAAUAAAUUAACUUUGUUUUGUAAGCUAGCAUCUUCAUAUUUUUACUUUGACCUUGGCCUUUGGUUGAAAUUGUUAAAUUGUUCAGAUAUUAUUGUGAUUAGUGUCAUAGAGAAAAGAACUCUUACAUUCUCUUACAGUAAGAAUAUAGGCAUUACUGAUAGUUUAGUUUUGUUUUUUGGUAUCAGAUUAUCUUAUAUAAAAGUAAAAGUGGUAAAACAGAAUAGAAACAAUGAUGAUAAACAUCAUGCAGUAAAUCAGAUUUAAUAUCUCAAAAAUCAUAAGAUGGUAUAGUAGAAAAACAAACAGUAAUAUAGAUGACAUGAGAUCGUAAUGAUGGCCCAUAUGACUUUAGUACAUUUAGGUUUGUGUUGUUGUUCCCAGUUGCAUUUUCUGCUAAACUUGUUUUGAGAUGCAUUAGAUUAUUUCUUUACUGGAUAAAGUAUUGAAAUUGGUUUGGCUGUCUUAUCACUUACUUAAUUCAGUAUUGAUAUUCAAUAGGUUACUCACACAUUUUAGGUGGCUUUGUUGUAAUAGAUUUUGUUGUAUGGAUUGAUUUUACAUCUUUAGUAGAGUAACAUUAACACAGUUGCAAGGCUUUAGAAAUUAUCUGUAGAACAUAUUCCAAUGAUAACAUCAAGUUUUGUAUAAUGAAAAGCGUAAUAUUAACAAUUCUAGGCCGUAUUAUUUGUCAAUACUCUUUUUAUAACACAUGCAAGCUUUAAAAUUGCUUGACUUUAUGUAUUGCUGUUUUGGUUGUAUACUGUUUGGUUAUGGAGAGGGUACUUCCAAAUUUAUACUACUAAGGAGCACAAUUUUAAUAUUUUAGGUAUUAUUAUUAAAUACAAGGAAUUCCCUAAAACUAAUGAAAUAUAUACUGUACUGUAUAAAAAAUAAAAAAAAUAGUCUUUGUAUGUAGAUUCUUGGAGGAAUUUGAUAAAGAAUUUUAUUUUUUGUUAUAAUCAUAACUUUUGAUGUAUAUUAUUGCCAUUUUAGUCAGUAUUUUUUUUCCUCUUUUUUUAUUCUGAAGUGUAAUAAUUUUUCUAUUAUUGUUAUUUAUACAACUUUGAUUUGAUAUUUAUGAUGCAAUAGCAAAACUUAACAUGUAUGGUUAUUAUGUGUGUUGUACCAAGACCAAGGUGUAUAUUUGUCAUAUUAUAUGUGAAUUUUGCAAUUUGCAA